AUGGCGCUGCGGCGGGGCGCCGGCGGGGCGCCGGGACGGCUGCUGUUGCUGCUGGGAGCCGCGUGCCUGAUCCCGCCGAGCGCGCAGGUGAGGCGGCUGGCGCGCUGCCCCGCCACUUGCAGCUGUACCAAGGAGUCCAUCAUCUGCGUGGGCUCCUCCUGGGUGCCCAGGAUCGUGCCGGGCGACAUCAGCUCCCUGAGCCUGGUAAAUGGAACGUUCUCGGAAAUCAAGGACCGAAUGUUUUCUCAUCUGCCUUCCCUGCAGCUGCUAUUGCUGAAUUCUAACUCAUUCACAGUCAUCCGGGAUGAUGCUUUUGCUGGACUUUUUCAUCUUGAAUACCUGUUCAUUGAAGGGAACAAAAUAGAAACCAUUUCAAGAAAUGCCUUCCGUGGCCUUCGUGACCUGACUCACCUUUCUUUGGCCAAUAAUCACAUAAAAGCACUCCCAAGGGAUGUCUUCAGUGAUUUAGAUUCUCUGAUUGAACUAGAUUUAAGGGGCAAUAAGUUUGAAUGUGACUGCAAAGCCAAGUGGUUGUAUCUGUGGUUGAAGAUGACAAAUUCCACUGUUUCUGAUGUCCUGUGUAUCGGUCCACCAGAAUAUCAGGAAAAGAAGCUGAAUGACGUGACCAGCUUUGACUACGAAUGCACAACUACAGAUUUUGUUGUUCAUCAGACUCUGCCCUACCAGUCGGUGUCAGUGGAUACGUUCAACUCCAAGAAUGAUGUGUACGUGGCCAUUGCUCAGCCCAGCAUGGAGAACUGCAUGGUGCUGGAGUGGGACCACAUCGAAAUGAAUUUCCGGAGCUAUGACAAUAUUACAGGUCAGUCCAUCGUGGGCUGUAAGGCCAUCCUCAUCGACGACCAGGUCUUUGUGGUGGUUGCCCAGCUCUUCGGCGGCUCUCACAUUUACAGAUACGACGAGAGCUGGACCAAGUUUGUCAAAUUCCAGGACAUAGAAGUCUCUCGCAUUUCCAAGCCCAACGACAUCGAGCUGUUUCAGAUCGAGGAUGAGACGUUCUUUGUCAUCGCAGACAGCUCCAAAGCUGGUCUGUCGACCGUGUAUAAAUGGAACAGCAAAGGAUUCUACUCGUACCAGUCUCUGCACGAGUGGUUUAGGGACACGGAUGCCGAGUUUGUUGAAAUAGACGGCAAAUCACACCUGAUCCUAUCCAGCCGCUCCCAGGUCCCCAUCAUCCUCCAGUGGAAUAAAAGCUCUAAGAAGUUUGUCCCCCACAGCGACAUCCCCAACAUGGAGGAUGUGCUGGCCGUGAAGAGCUUCAGGAUGCAGAACGCCCUCUACCUUUCCCUCACCCGCUUCAUCGGGGACUCUAGGGUCAUGAGGUGGAAUAGUAAGCAGUUUGUGGAGAUCCAGGCUCUCCCAUCCCGGGGGGCCAUGACCCUGCAGCCCUUUUCUUUUAAAGAGAAUCACUACCUGGCCCUGGGGAGUGACUAUACGUUCUCCCAGAUAUACCAGUGGGAUAAAGAGAAGCAGCUCUUCAAAAAAUUUAAGGAGAUUUAUGUGCAGGCGCCUCGUUCCUUCACAGCCGUCUCCACUGACAGGAGAGAUUUCUUUUUUGCAUCCAGUUUCAAAGGGAAAACAAAGAUUUUUGAACACAUAGUUGUUGACUUAAGUUUGUGA
Mesoplodon densirostris (Blainville's beaked whale) is the source of this 1638-nucleotide messenger RNA. RefSeq names its product leucine rich repeat LGI family member 2 (gene LGI2). Gene Ontology annotation, molecular function: protein binding. NCBI's taxonomy places the organism in Eukaryota, Metazoa, Chordata, Mammalia, Artiodactyla, Ziphiidae. The record is from RefSeq and is a predicted model, not a curated record. The transcript has 8 exons. Gene Ontology annotation, biological process: inhibitory synapse assembly. Bases 1 to 1638 code for a protein of 545 amino acids.